Antechinus flavipes (yellow-footed antechinus) is the source of this 3031-nucleotide messenger RNA. It is a transcript of the gene ZBTB12, whose product is annotated as zinc finger and BTB domain containing 12. The coding region runs from base 533 to 1966 and encodes 477 amino acids. The record is from RefSeq and is a predicted model, not a curated record. Lineage: Eukaryota; Metazoa; Chordata; Mammalia; Dasyuromorphia; Dasyuridae. Gene Ontology annotation, biological process: regulation of transcription by RNA polymerase II. The transcript is spliced from 2 exons. Gene Ontology annotation, molecular function: DNA-binding transcription factor activity, RNA polymerase II-specific; protein binding; RNA polymerase II cis-regulatory region sequence-specific DNA binding.
CCAGAGGGCGGGGAGGCGACCGGAGAGAGCCGAAGAGAAGUGCAGGCGUAAGAGAGCCAAGGGGAGGGAGGAGGAAGGAUGGACGUAUUUCCGCUCCGGCGGACAAUUACUGGCCAAAGGGGAGAAGACUAGUACUCCUGGCCCCUUUAACUGAGUGGGGAAUAGAAGGAAAAAAGUGCGGAGGAAAGGGUAGUAUCUUACCCCUUUAAUUUUACACAACACACACGCUUUUUUCCCUCUAGCUACCUCCCGGAGCAGCUGCCGCCGGGCUGGGGGGGGAAGGGAGGAGGGGAGCAAAGCUGCGCGCUCUGGGUCCAGACAGCCCAGCGCGACCCUCCCUAGCUCGCCCACGCGGAGCCGGAGUCGCGCUGCAAACCGCGCGCACGGGCGCGCACGUUCCUGCGCCUGCGCGUCAGUCAGACCUGCCAGUGCGUGGUGGCUGCCGCCGGCCCCCAAGGGGGGGUGGGAGAAUUAAAGAAAAAAAACUGCGCGUGGAACAGAUCUAGGGAAUUCUCCCAGCACAUCCAGUACCAUGGCAUCUGGAGUAGAAGUCUUGCGAUUCCAGCUCCCAGGGCACGAGGCUGCCACCCUUCGAAACAUGAACCAACUCCGGGCAGAAGAGCGCUUUUGCGAUGUCACCAUCGUGGCCGACAGCCUCAAGUUCCGUGGCCACAAGGUAAUCUUGGCGGCCUGCUCCCCAUUUCUUCGUGACCAGUUUCUUCUCAAUCCCAGUUCAGAGCUACAGGUCUCGCUAAUGCACAGUGCCAGAAUAGUGGCAGACCUCCUCCUCUCCUGCUAUACUGGGGCUCUGGAGUUUGCCGUCCGUGACAUUGUCAACUAUCUGACUGCUGCCUCCUAUCUGCAAAUGGAGCAUGUAGUAGAAAAAUGUAGAAAUGCCCUGAGCCAAUUCAUUGAACCCAAGAUUGGCCUAAAAGAGGAUGGAGUAAGUGGAGGGAUUGGAUUGACUGGGCUCAGCUCCACCAAGUCACUCCUUCCACCCGCUCGAACCCCAAAGCCAGCUCCCAAACCUCCACCGCCACCUCCUCCACCGUCUCUUCUCCGACCAGUGAAGCUAGAAUUCCCCCUAGAUGAGGACCUUGAGCUAAAAGCAGAGGAAGAGGAAGAAGAUGAAGAAGAGGAUGUGUCAGAUAUCUGUAUUGUCAAGGUGGAAUCAGCAUUGGAAGUGGCACAGAGGCUUAAACCCCCGGGAGGCAUUGGAGGGAGCCUUGGUCUUGGAGGGAGCCUUGGUCUUGGGGGGAACCUUAGCCUUGGAGGGGGUCUUGGUCUUGGAGGGAGUAGUGGACUUCUUAUCAAUGAAGUUGGAGAAACAAUUGAUGCCCCUGAUGAAAGCACAGCCCCCCAGGGGGUGGUGAAGGCCUGCUACAGCCUCACAGAAGACACAGAAGGGGAAGGUCUGUUGCUGUUUCCUGGAGGUCAAGUAGGGGAGGGCAUUACUCUUGGACUGGGAGAUGAAGCCCUAGCAGCAGCCACUAUGUCCCGGAGCAGUGGAGUUAGUGGGAGUUAUGGGGGCAUGAGGAGCCCCAUACCAGGGGCCUCCCCAGUGGGAAACCCACUGAAGAACAUCAAGUGUACCAAAUGCCCAGAAGUGUUUCAAGGUGUGGAAAAACUUGUGUUCCACAUGAGAGCCCAGCACUUCAUCUUUAUGUGCCCUCGAUGUGGGAAGCAGUUCAACCAUAGCAGCAACCUCAACCGUCACAUGAAUGUCCACCGAGGUGUCAAAUCACACUCCUGUGGUAUUUGUGGCAAAUGCUUCACUCAGAAGUCUACCCUACACGACCAUCUCAAUCUUCAUUCUGGGGCUAGGCCCUACCGUUGUUCUUACUGUGAUGUGCGAUUUGCCCAUAAACCCGCCAUUCGACGCCACCUUAAGGAGCAGCAUGGAAAGACCACAGCAGAGAAUGUCCUUGAUGCUAGUGUGUCAGAGCUCAAUGCUCUACUUCACUAGCUGAAGGAGGGACAACUAGGGAAGGGUAUCAGGUGAAGUCAGGAGAUUGCUGAUAAAAAGGGGUGGUGAAAGAGCCUCUCUCCCUAAGGGGUGGAAGUAUGAAGGAGGAAAAGGGCUUUUCUGUUUCCAGGAGAAACCUGGGGUUGAAGGCUGAGACAUUACAAAAAAAACAACUACUUAGGUCUUCCUAAGGGAAUAAGAAGAGGUUAGACAUUGCUAGGGGGAUUAACAAACCUUUCCUUGGGAUGAUGAGGAAAGAAAAGAUUCCUGUAUUCUAUAAUAAAAGGGCCCAGGAAAGAGGGAAGACUCUUUUCUGGAAGAAGUAAAUUACCAGCUUGAGGAUAUUGUUCAUAAUGUAAGUAGUAAAAGAGGGAAUAUAGAAGAUGGUUUUAUUAUAGACUAAGAAAGCUAUAGAGAAGACAAUUCAGUUGGGGUAGGGCGGGUGGGAAUUGGGAGGGAAUCUUACCAAAGCUACACCUGUCCUGGGUGGGAAUAGAGCAGGGGAAACCUCUUAAAUUCUUGGGAGAGCAACUGUUAAGACAAUUCAGUUGGGGUAAAACGGGUGGGAAUUGGGAGGGAAUCUUACCAAAGCUACACCUUUCCUUGGUUGAGAAUAGAGCAGGGGAAACCUCUUAAAUUCUUGGGAGAGCAACUGUUAUGAGGAGAAGGUUAUCAAAUCCCAAGGAGAAAGGGUAGAGGUGGGGGUUUUUUGUUUGUUUUUUGCAUACUGGGGAGGGGGAUGGAAAAGGGACAGGAUGGGCUUUUGUUUCAAGAGGCAAAAAGUGACAAAUGUGUCAAAAAAUGAAAAGGGAAGAUGAAUAGAAGAAAGGAGGAAAAUGAAGUUAGUAAGGAUUGGGUAGAGGAUGUGGGGGAAAGAGGAAUAUACCUAGUAAAGGGCUCUUGGGUUGGGAAGAGGGAGGGAGGGAAGCAAAAGGGGAGGGAAAAGGAGGGUGUGAUAGAGAUGGGUAUUAUUUUUUAAGGAAACAUUUUUCAAGAGUUUUCUGGAAUCUGAGGUCUGUUUCUGCUUUUAUUUCCCACAAAAUAAAAAAAAGGGUUUUUUCUUUA